Molecule: messenger RNA, 1528 nt
Organism: Mya arenaria
Lineage: Eukaryota; Metazoa; Mollusca; Bivalvia; Myida; Myidae
Product: guanine nucleotide-binding protein subunit beta-like protein 1
Exons: 5
Coding region: 91-1017 (308 amino acids)
Molecular function (GO): protein binding
Source: RefSeq, a predicted model, not a curated record
CAGACCUGGCGGAUCUGUGGUUACAAUUGACUGGUGCAUUAAUUCUAAAUACUGAUAUAAUCUCCGAUAUUGCAGGAAACAAGGUUAAACAUGAGCAGUUUUAAGGAAUCUCCAGAUCCUCUAUACGUACUGAGAGGAGCCAAUAGUCAACUUUCAUGCUUAAAGUUUGAGAAUUCUGCUACCCUGUGGUCAGGCACAUACACAGGUCACGUCUACAGCUGGUCAAUGGAGACAAGGCGUAUAUCGCAGACUAUCCUGGCACAUCCUGGCCAUUCAGUCUUGUGGAUGGAGUUCAUCUUGGGCACAGGCAGUCUUCUUACACAGGGCAGAGAUGGAAGUGUGAAAAUCUGGGCACAGUCUGAGAGCUGUUUCACAGAAACAGGUACUCUGCUUUGUAGCAGUCUCGGAUUCUGCAACAGUGCCCUUGUUGACCAGCACACACUUGCAGUACCAGCCAAUGGAAUGUCUACUGUAGACAUUUUUGACAUCCGAAACCAUACCAAUGUGUCUACACUUUUACCAGAUCAGAAAUCUCCGAAGCUAGGCAUGUGUAUGAAGAUGUGCAUUGCUAAUGACAGAAGCCUAUUGGUUGGAUAUGAAGAUGGAAGUGUUGCAUUAUGGGAUAUAGGAGAACAUAAGAUGGUAUCCAGACUUCAGCUUCAUGCAGAUGCCGUCAUGUGCCUAGAUUAUUGUAGUAAACUCACAAAAGGAUUUUCUGGCUCAGUUUCUGAAGACAUUUUCAGCUGUGUUUUAAAUAAUAACACCAUUGUUAAGAAAACUGAGGUUAAAGUAACAAAUGCUGGAUUCAGUGAUUGCAAAGUGCGCAGAGAUGGAAAGAUUGUGGCAUUUGCAGGAUGGGACUCAAAUGUACGGAUAUUUGGAGCUAAGCAUCUUAAACCCUUGGCCGUGCUUAAUUAUCAUAAGGAAGGCGUACAAUGUGUGACAUUUUCUGAAGAUUAUUUGAUGGCUUGUGGGUCAAAAGAUCAGCUUAUCAGUUUGUGGGACUUGUAUAGAUGACAGCCACAUUCUUUUGAAUACUCAUUAUUGAAUUAAAUGUUUAGAUGCUUUUAUGCAAAAUCAUUUGAACACUAAACAGAUGACAAAUUCUCAAAAUCCUGGGGUCAUAUUCACAAAUGUCUUUAGUAUAAGUUUAAGACUCAGGCUCAGGAAAAUGAAUUCUUAAAUGUUUCAAACCGUAGUUAUUAUAACUAUUUUUGACACAAGAUGUGGGACUGAUUGUAGAACAGUUUAAUUUUAACAGAUACAGAAUUUGUAAGAAUUUUGUCUUUGUAAGGUUAAUUUUACAACAAAAGAAAAUACAGUAUGCAUUUUCUGAGUCUGAGUCAGAAACUCAGACUCAAAUGUUAGUUAAUAUGGGUCCUAGCUGAGCACUGUCAUUAUAUUAAAUGUUAACUUUCAUGAUGUUCUGUUAAGCUGUUAUGAUUGAAACACAAAUUAAACAUUUGAGUUAAACAUCAUGUAUUGCUAGACUGUUCCUAACUUCAGACCCCUAAUGUUUCGUUUUGGU